Molecule: messenger RNA, 2556 nt
Organism: Hyposmocoma kahamanoa
Lineage: Eukaryota; Metazoa; Arthropoda; Insecta; Lepidoptera; Cosmopterigidae
Product: dihydrolipoyllysine-residue succinyltransferase component of 2-oxoglutarate dehydrogenase complex, mitochondrial-like
Exons: 11
Coding region: 365-1645 (426 amino acids)
Biological process (GO): tricarboxylic acid cycle
Cellular component (GO): oxoglutarate dehydrogenase complex
Molecular function (GO): dihydrolipoyllysine-residue succinyltransferase activity
Source: RefSeq, a predicted model, not a curated record
CUCCCGAUUCAUUAAGAUGUAAGCAAGCUCACACGCGAGCGGAAACGGAUGGAGGAGCCAUUGUGACGCGCAGGAAGUGCCAAGACUUCCGCUGCUAGAUAAAUUCGCCCGUUUUGGCAACCUCUCCUUUUUUGGCUUCGCUUUUGGCGAAAGAAGAAAGAAAGAAACUAUAAACGAAAUUCCUUCUUCAUUCUAGCGACUGGGUGCUAUAACAGAAGAACAGAGCAACCACGAUAUUGACUUUUUCAAGACUCCACCAAACCAACUUAAGCAACACUCUAUAGUAAGAGUCGAAGAUAAUUACUGGAAUCAUAUCAAAAAUUUCAUUUCAAGGCGACAUCGAUCGACAAUUUGCCAUACAAAAAUGCACACAUAUACUGGGGCCGUGGCAAUACCAACUUCAAUGAAAAGUUGGAUGGCGAUGCACAGAACUCAUAUUUCCACAAGCGUUGCUCUGUUGGCUAUCGAAGAAGUUAAAGCUCCUAACUUUCCUGACUCCGUCACUGAAGGCGAUGCAAAAUUACUAAAGAAAGAAGGAGAUCCUGUGGCAAUGGAUGAAGUAGUGAUGGAGAUCGAAACGGAUAAGACAGCACUGCCGGUAAUGUCGCCCGGCCACGGAAAGGUGGUCAAAUUCCUCGUCAAGGAUGGAGAUAAAGUGAAGUCACUGCAGCCUGUUUUUCAGGUGGACGUAACUGGCGUAGCAACCGCCGCAGCGGCAGCACCUGCGGCAGCGCCAGCGGCAGCGCCAGCGCCAGCAGCAGCGCCAGCAGCUCCAGUUGCCGCUGCGGCACCGGCGCCCGCUGCUGUUAAAGCAGCGCCUGCACCUCCGCUGGUGUCAGCAGCUCCUGGAGGGGCGGAAGUCGUCGUCACGAAAAAAGGGAAACCAAAAGGUCCAACUGAAGCGGCUUUACGUAUAGGCGAUCCGACCAAGGUGAUCGCAGGGACACGGACAGAGCUGCCAGUCCCCAUGAACAAAAUGCGCAAGAGAAUCGCGCAACGACUCAAAGAAGCGCAGAACACCACCGCCAUGUUGACCACCUUCAAUGAGUGUGACAUGAGUAAAUUAAUGGCGUUCCGCAAGGCGAACCUGGACGCUUUCUUGAAAAAAUACGGCGUAAAAUUAUCUUUUAUGUCUCCCUUUCUGAAAGCGUCGGCAAAUGCGCUCAUGGAUCAGCCAGUCAUCAACGGAUUUAUUUCCGGAGAUAAUAUUAUUUAUAGGGACUACGUAGACAUAUCUGUGGCAGUAGCGACACCAAAAGGGUUGGUUGUACCAAUCAUCAGGAAUGUGGACGCAAUGGACUACCCUCGCAUCGAAUUGGCUCUCGGUAUCCUCGCAGAAAAAGCUAGGACCGGCAAAUUGACGCCAGCGGACAUGCAAGGUGGAACAUUCACGAUAAGCAACGGAGGAGUAUUCGGAUCACUGCUUUCUAUGCCAAUUAUCAACUUACCACAGUCUGCCAUACUUGGCAUGCACUCGAUUCAACAGAGGCCUGUAGCUAUUAAUGGCAAGGUGGAGAUCCGGCCAAUGAUGUAUUUGGCUCUGUCCUAUGAUCAUCGACUAAUCGAUGGUCGUGAAGCUGUGCUGUUUCUCCGAAAAGUUAAGGCAGGAGUCGAAGACCCAACUUCAAUUUUGGCUGGUGUUUAAUUCAAUCAUUACACAAUCGCAGGUACUUAUCAUGGAUGUAGUGAUAUAUUGAAAGUGGUGAAUACUAGAUUGUCUACCAAUAGAGAUACAAUGAUUGGAUGACAUUUGGGGAUGAAACAUAAAUGAAGCGUCCGUCUAUUAUCUUCUGUUUCGCUAUGUUCCAAAACCAUCGUCAGCGACAUAAUUCACUUUAUUUUAUAUUUCCUUUAACCCCUUCAUGGACAGUACUGAAAUAAUACCGCACACUAAAAGUCACUACUUUUCUUUGUCGUAGUGACCAUAUUGAUUCAACAUCAUUAUUACGCUUUAUCACUCGACGGCUGAUCCCGUCACAUUCAUAGCUGCACUGUAAACUGUUCUUGUAAAUGUUUCUUGUGCAUAAGUAAGUACGGCUAUGACAGUAGUACAGUGAUUUUAUUUAAUUUAUUUCAGCAAAAAAGUCUAAAUCUAUAGAUUAAAAUAGCAUACACCGUAAAAUAGCGUGACCCUUGCAGUAUAAAAAGACAAAUAAAAGUUAUUAUGUACUAACAAUUCCAAAAGAAACAAUUACUAAUUAGAUUAUAUUUAAGCAGUGAUGGAGAUUAUUUAUUUACCAUUUGAAUAAUUAAAUCACAGUUUGGAAAGUAGUAAGAGAGGUGAUUUUGAUUAAUAGUACACUGUAUGUAUCGUUUAGUUAUUCAGCAAAUUUAAACGAAAAUUAAGUUAUUCAUUUCACCUAGAUGGCAGAAAAUACCUACCUAACUAACCUGAUUUUAAGUGUGAAAACACGUUUCAUUAUUAUUUAUUAUAGAAUAGGGUUUCUGCAGUACACAUUAUUGGUUUAUUGAAUUACUAAAAACUAUGCAUUUUGAGAAAAAAAUUGAGGGAUUUUUUACUGUCAGAAAGUUCCAGGGCGAAAACAAAUAACAUAA